Molecule: messenger RNA, 873 nt
Organism: Penicillium arizonense
Lineage: Eukaryota; Fungi; Ascomycota; Eurotiomycetes; Eurotiales; Aspergillaceae
Product: putative polyadenylation factor subunit CstF64
Exons: 2
Coding region: 1-873 (290 amino acids)
Biological process (GO): mRNA 3'-end processing
Cellular component (GO): mRNA cleavage and polyadenylation specificity factor complex
Molecular function (GO): mRNA binding
Source: RefSeq, a predicted model, not a curated record
AUGGCGCCUGAUCGAACUGGGAAGAGUGUCUUUCUGGGGAAUAUCCCCUACAACCUCACUGAGGAGCAAGUCAAAGACAUCCUCAGCACGGCCGGUACUGUCACCAAGUUCCGAUUGAUGAUGAAUCCCGAGACUGGCAAACCCAAGGGUUAUGGAUUCGCAGACUUUGCCGACCCAGACUCCGCUGCCUCGGCGGUGCGCAACCUCAACGACCACGAGGUUAUGGGCCGCAAGAUCCGUGUCGACUGGCCUCACAACAACGAGAAGGACUCCAUACCUCCGGACUAUUCGCAGCAGUCCCAGCCGACGAUGAACCAGGAUACCACACAGCAGCAACAGAUUCCCGGCUCAGCGCCAUUGCCACCCCUCCCACCCGGAGUUGAACUGCCACCACAGAUUGACUGCCCGAACGCCAUCUCUCACACCCUCGCAUCCCUCCCCCCCAACCAACUCCUCGAUGUCCUCACCCAGAUGAAGUCCCUCGCUGUUGCAGACCCAGCUCGUGCCACCGAAUUAUUGCGCCAAGCACCUCAGCUCGCCUACGCCAUCUUCCAGGCUCUACUUCUUAUGAACCUGGUCGAAUACCAACUGCUCGGUUCCAUCGUUGAACAGGCGGCCCAACCCCAAGCCCCUCCUCAACAAGCCCAGCAGUUCCAGCCCUACGGUGUUCCGGGUCAGAUUUCUACACCCCCCGUUACCGGAACUCCUUUCGCUCCCCCGCCUGCUCAACCUGCUCCGCAGAUGCACGGUCAGGAAGAGCUUCUCCAACAAGUGCUUAGCAUGCCCCAAGCUACGAUUGAUGCGCUCCCUCCUAUGGAACGGAGUCAAAUCAUGUUGCUCCGCCAGCAGCUUAUGCAAGGCGGUAUGCGGUAG